Oncorhynchus masou masou (cherry salmon) is the source of this 2755-nucleotide messenger RNA. Its product is annotated as THO complex subunit 5 homolog. Gene Ontology annotation, biological process: positive regulation of DNA-templated transcription, elongation; mRNA export from nucleus. Gene Ontology annotation, cellular component: THO complex part of transcription export complex. The coding region runs from base 259 to 2310 and encodes 683 amino acids. NCBI's taxonomy places the organism in Eukaryota, Metazoa, Chordata, Actinopteri, Salmoniformes, Salmonidae. The record is from RefSeq and is a predicted model, not a curated record. The transcript has 21 exons. Gene Ontology annotation, molecular function: mRNA binding.
GGUCGUUACCCAUAGUGCUUUGCUUUGGAACUGGAAACAAAGUGUCUUUAGAACAACUUGUGCACGAGAUUUAUGGUUAAAUGAAUUCUGAUUUAGUUUUUCGUAUUUUAUUUCGUUUUGAUCACGCUGCAAGUCCUGCCUUUCCCAUCUCCUCAUUGGUUUGUAGAAGCAGGUACCCACGUACCAUCUCAUUGGUUAUACCCACGUGGGUGACUGAAGACGAAUGAGUGUCCUAGACUAGUCUGACGUUGACCAGCCAUGUCUGACGCCCUGAAGAAGCGCAAGUCGAAGGUUCUCCGCAGCGAGAUGGGCACACCGGAGGUGAAACGUGGCCGUGGAGAGGGGGACCAGGAUGUACGUGUGUAUAGUGAGGAGGUGGAGCUGGAUGGCAGGGACCCAGAGGAGGACUACCAGCAAUAUAAACUAACCUGUGAAGCUCUGGCCCAACUGAUGAACGAUAUCCAGGAGCUGAAAGCCAACGGCGGCAAGGAUGGGUGUGCUGAGGUAGAACAGAAGAGGAUGCAGAGCUGUAUCCACUUUAUGAGUCUGAAGAAACUCAACCGCCUGGCUCACAUGAGACUGAAGAGGGGGAGAGACCAGACGCAUGAGGGCAAGCAGAGAGUAGAUGUGUUGCACCUGCAGCUCCAGAACCUGCUCUAUGAGGUCAUGCACCUGCAGAAGGAGAUUAGCAAGUGUCUGGAGUUCAAGUCAAAGCAUGAGGAGAUAGAUCUUGUGAGUGUAGAUGAGUUCUACCAGAAGGCCCCCCCUGAGGUAUCCCGCACCCCCCUCACCAAGGACGACACCCACCAACUCACGCUGGCCAGGCUGGACUGGGAACUGGAGCAAAGGAAGAGGCUGGCUGAGCAGUACAAGGAGUCUCUCUCCAGUAAGGAGAAGAUCCAGAAAGGCAUUGAGGUGAAGAAGGAACACCUGAGUUCUCUACAGCCUGGACUCAACGCUAUCAUGCAGGCAUCCCUCCCAGUCCAGGAGUAUCUCUCCAUGCCGUUUGAACAGACCCAGAGACAGACGGAGAUCGCCCGCCACCUUCCCACCUCUCUCUAUGUCCUACUGGUACAGGCCAGUGCUUACGGACAGGCCUGCGAUAAGAGCCUGAGUGUGUCCAUCAGUGGAGACGUGGACGAGGCCAAAGCUCUGUCUAAACCUCCAGAGGACUCCCAGGAUGAUGAUUCUGGGGAUUCUGAUGCAGAGGAGGAACAGGAGAAAACGAAGAGGAGGAGACCUACUACAGGUGGACAGCUGGAUGAUAAGAGACGUGAAAUGCUGAAGAGACACCCUCUCUCCCUCUGCCUAGACCUCAGAUGCAAAGACGGCAGUGUGCUGCAUCUGUUCUUCUACUACCUGAUGAACCUGAACAUCAUGACUGUCAAGGCCAAAGUCUCCACCGCCACAGAUCUCACUGGAGCCAUCAGCGCCGGGGAGCUGUUAAACUCUGGCACGCUGCUCAGCUGCCUGUAUGCCAACGACCAGGGGUGCGAAACGCCCAACCCCUCUAAUCGCUACCAGUUUGAUAAAGUGGGGAUCAGUUCAUUUGGAGACUACGUGGCAGAACUGGGUCAUCCCUACCUGUGGGUGCAGAGUCUGGGAGGACUGAAGUUCCCCAGUGACGCCCCAGAGGGUUUGCAUGCAGGCAGUUCUCUGAGUGCCAGUCACAUGGAAAGCAUCAUGAAGCUGCUGAGAGGACGAGUCCUGUCACGCCUGGCCCUGCACAAACAGUUCUCUUCACUAGAGCACAGUAUUGUUCCAGUGUCUUGUGAGUGCAAGCACCUGUUCCCUGCUAAGGUUCUCUCUCGCCUGGCUCGCUGGACUACCAUCACACACCAGGAGUACACGAAUCUGGUGUUCACGCAGCAUGUGUCAGAAGCAGGUCUGGCUCGGGAAACUGACCUCUUCUUCAUGGCCGUGUUGGAGAGAGGAACAGCUCGUCUUAAGGCUGCGGUGGUGUUGAACCCCCGUUACCCAGUCAUUUCUCCUCUCUUUGCUGUCUCAAUCAGCUGGAAGGGGGAGCGCAGUGGACGUACUGACGACAACCUUCGAGCCAUGGAGAGUGAGGUAAACAUUUUCAAAUCAGAGCUCCAGGGGCCCCGCCCAGGCCACCAGCUGCUGACCAAUCAGGUAGCUCGUCUGGGUGUCUGUCUGGAUGUGUACCUGGAAACUGAUGGACAGGACGACAGCGUGGAGGGACCACGGGAGUUCCCCAGAGAGAAGAUGUGUCUACGCACUGUCAGGGGUCCGAACCGUCUGAAGCCAUUCAAGUACAACCACCCCCAGGGCUUCUUUAGUCACCGCUGACCUCUCCUUUACCCCUUUCCCUUCACCCCAGAUCUCUUACCCUACCUCGAGGCUUCUUUAGUCAUCGCUGACCUCUCCUUUACCCCUUUCCCUUCACCCCUGACCCCCUCACCCCAGUUCUCUUACCCUACCUCGAGGCUUCUUUAGUCAUCGCUGACCUCUCCUUUACCCCUUUCCCUUCACCCCUGACCCCCUCACCCCAGAUCUCUUACCCUACCUCGAGGCUUCUUUAGUCACCGCUGACCUCUCCUUUACCCCUUUCCCUUCACCCCUGACCCCCUCACCCCAGAUCCCUUACCCUACCUCGAGGCUUCUUCAGUCACCAGUGACUCCUGAAUUUACCCUCUGUCAUGCCCCUGCCCUCAUAUCCCCAUAUAUUGUUUGUUUAACACACUGUUUGACACAUUCGGUGUGUCGGUUGGUUAAUAAAAAGCUAGUGAUCUUG